This is a messenger RNA of Nematolebias whitei (Rio pearlfish), 4190 nucleotides long. RefSeq names its product lysine (K)-specific demethylase 2Ab (gene kdm2ab). The record is from RefSeq and is a predicted model, not a curated record. The coding region runs from base 190 to 4098 and encodes 1302 amino acids. Gene Ontology annotation, molecular function: transcription coregulator activity; DNA binding; histone demethylase activity. NCBI's taxonomy places the organism in Eukaryota, Metazoa, Chordata, Actinopteri, Cyprinodontiformes, Rivulidae. Gene Ontology annotation, biological process: protein demethylation; regulation of transcription by RNA polymerase II. The transcript is spliced from 23 exons.
GUUUUCCGACCCGCUGAAAUGGCGGCCCGUAGCGUCGAGUAACUUUAUCGCACAAUAAAUAAUCAGAACAAUAAUAUGGUCGUUUUUAAACAUAUAACAUGAAGAAAAACAUCACUGUGAUGCUUCGGACGUUUUAGUCAGGACGUGCUCUUUUGACCUCAACGUUUGAAAGAAGUUAAAAGCGAUAUUAUGGAGGAUCCUCAUACACGAUACAGUAAGCGUUUGCGCACAGGUACACGCCGUCGCUACCAGGAUGAUGGAAUCUCGGAUGAUGAAAUCGAAGGGAAACGAACGUUUGACUUGGAUGAGAAGUUGCAGUGUGAGAGGUUUGGCUCUGAUCUGGUCAAACUUAUGGAGGGUAAAGAUUUCACAUAUGAAUACAUACAGAGGGAAGGUCUCAGAGACCCCAUCAUUUUUAGAAAAGCUGAUGGGCUUGGUCUACAAAUGCCAGACCCUGAUUUCAGUGUGAGUGAUGUCAAGUUGUUUGUUGGUAGUCGACGCAUUGUGGACGUUAUGGACGUGAACACCCAGAAGGGAAUUGAAAUGUCGAUGGCUCAAUGGCGACGCUACUAUGAGACGCCCCCAUCUGAGAGAGAAAAGCUCUACAACGUCAUCAGUCUGGAGUUCAGCCACACCAGACUAGAGAAUCUGGUCAAACGACCGGCGUCUGUGGAUCUCAUUGACUGGGUGGACAACAUGUGGCCUCGCCAUCUCAAGGAGAGGCAGAGAGACUCCACAAAUGCCAUCAUAGACAUGCAUUAUCCCAAAGUACAGAAGUACUGCCUCAUGAGCGUUCAGGACUGCUUCACAGACUUCCACAUCGAUUUUGGUGGAACUUCAGUCUGGUACCACAUUCUGCGAGGGGCAAAGGUGUUUUGGCUCAUUCCACCCACACCUCAGAAUUUGGAUAUGUAUGAAAACUGGGUUUUGUCAGGAAAGCAGGGAGACAUCUUCUUGGGGGAUAAGUGUUGCGACUGUCAGAGGAUAGAGCUCAACCAAGGAAACACCUUCAUAAUCCCAUCAGGUUGGAUUCAUGCCGUCUACACUCCAGAGGACACUUUAGUGUUUGGGGGAAAUUUCCUUCACAGCUUUAACAUCCCCAUGCAGCUCAACAUCUACAACAUUGAGGACCGCACACGGGUUCCAGCAAAGUUCCGCUACCCGUUUUAUUAUGAGAUGUGUUGGUAUGUCCUGGAGAGGUACCUCUUCUGCCUGACCAACAUCUCCCACCUCACACCUGAGUUCCAAAAAUAUUCACUUGGUAUUGGGCUGACUCCAGCUGACCUUGAAAUCAGCGAUCUCUCCAUGGACAGCACUUCCAAUGGAAUUGACAGUGAGGAUGAAAAAGAAGUUGAUAAAAAGGAAGAAGAGACCAAAGAUGAUGUCAUAAGUGAACAGCCAGCCCAAGUCACCACCCCUCAUCAUGUGCUUACCCCUUUUGAACUUGAGGGCCUUUGGAACCUAGUAGGAAAGCUGGAGGAGCUGCCGGCCCACAAAAAGUGUGCUCCUGCAGGGAUUGGACGUCCUGAAGCCCUGCUUGAAGACUUGAGGAAUGUUUUGAAGAAUUGUGUAAAUGACGACAUUAAGCUUGCCUACACCGGAGAGCCUAUUGUCAAAUGGCCUAAAAGGCCAUUGUGGUACCAGCCACCCCCUCCCCCUCCACCUGCUCUUUACCGUCCUCCUCGGUCAGGCCCUUCCCUCCACAAGUCUCAGAAGCCCAUCAAACGCACGUCCAUUUCGGCUCUGAGGCGCAGACGGGUGAGGUGCAAGCGUUGUGCUGGCUGUCGCAGGAAAGAGUGUGGCGACUGCCUGUACUGCCAUGACAUGAGGAAGUUUGGUGGGUCUGGACGUAUGAAGAAGGGCUGCAUGAUGAGACAGUGCCUAACGCCUGCCUUGCCCAACACCGCUCGAUGUGCCACUUGUGGAGAGGGCGAGUUUGAUGAAUCUGAUCCGAGCACUCACUCUCUCAUGGAGUGCACAAUCUGUUCACAGAUUGUUCAUCGUCAGUGUGUAAAGGAACCCGGUGAGGGGAAGAUUAAUACGGACCUGCCCAGCUGCUGGGAAUGUCCAAAAUGUUACCAAGGCACAGGCUCUGCAUCAGAGUCUUCCAGUGAGGAGGAAAGUGCAGAGUCGGAUGGUUCAACAUUUUUGCCAGAGUCCAAGCUCGGUUAUCAGGAAGGCAACGGGGCUGGAGAUGGAGCGAAACGGGUGAAACGUAGUAGACCCCCAGGCCGACCGACAGCCCCGCCACCUUCACAAAAACUGCUACUGCAGCAUCAACAAAGUCGCAAACGAGAGAAUGCACUGGAGUACAGGCUAAAAAAGAGGAUAAAACUGGAGAGGACCAAACUUUUAAGAAAACAGGCCACUUUAGAUCGCUCUCCAAGGCUGCUGAGCUCCCGGCUUAUGUCCCGCCUGCACUCUCUGAACAGCAGACUGUCUCAGAACAAAGGUCGAGGCUCCACUUGGGCAAGUGGCUCAUCUUACAGGAGCGUUCCAGGAGGUACUGGCUCCUUUCACCAGCAGCUGGUACUUAAGCCAAAAGGAGAGCCCUGUAGAGGGAGGGGGAGAGGUGUGAGACUGCGAGGAGGAGGAGCGGGACGUGGCAUCAGUGGUGGAGGAAGCCACGCAGAGUUGGAGGAGGAGAGCGAGGACACCAGCAGCAGCAGCACCAACAGCAGCAGCAGCGACGAGGAGGAGGAGGAAGAAGAGGAGGAGGAAAGUGGACUGAACAGGACGGGAGGCGAUAAAGAGAACCAGCCCCAGUCGAGGCAAGGAGGAGCAGUCACUAAAGAACACGAUGAUGAAGGAAGUGAGGUGCCCAGCCAAAAUGGUGCAGAGGAUGAUGAGGAAGAGGAAAUGGAGCAGGACAUUCCAAAAGGAGACAAAGAUGGCUCCAAUCUAAAAGUGACACUUCAGAAGCCACCCAGAGCAAAACAGGACUCGACAGCCAUCGUCCCCAAAUUAGAGGCUGUUGCCUCUCAAACUGCCACCUCUACAACGCACAGCCAGAGCAGAACUCUCAUCAGACCCUCAAUUAGAAAUGGCCCUCGUCCUGAUCAACAUCCAAACAAGCACACACCCCCACAAACCCGAAGUGGACACGCGUAUUCUCAUUCUUCUCAUCCAGAGAGACUGGAAGCAUCAAAAAGACUGAGAACAACCAGGACAGCUAAACUGAGCAACGGUGCUGCUGCUUCUUCUUCAUCCGAGCUUCAGCAUCUCCGCAUCCCUCUGUCCGCUCUGCAGGAGGGAGGGGGAGAGGCAGACAGGGAGAGCGCCGGGAGCAACCCAAGCUGUGAGAGGGAGGUUUGGGUGUCUGUCUUUCGCUACUUGAGUCGUGCAGACCUGUGCGUCUGCAUGGCCGUCUGCAAGAACUGGUACAAAUGGUGUUUAGACAAGAGGCUCUGGGCGCGGAUCGACCUGAGCAUCAAGCGAAAUGUUAGCCCCCAGGCCCUCACAGGAAUCAUAAAGAGACAGCCCGUCACACUUGACCUCUCCUGGACAAACAUCGCUAAAAAACAGCUCAACUGGCUCAUUGGCCGCCUGCCUGGGCUGAAGGACCUGAUGCUGUCGGGUUGUUCCUGGUCAUCUAUUUCAGCUCUGUCCUCCACUGGCUGUCCUCUCCUUCGAUCUCUGGACCUGCGGUAUGCAGACGGGGUCAAAGACUCUCAGAUCAGAGAUUUAGUCACUCCUUCAGGCUGCGACAAUCGCAGCCCGUUGCGGAACAUGCAGUGUUUGCGGCUCGCAGGUCUGGACAUCAGCGACUCCACUCUGCGUCUGGUGAUUCGCCACAUGCCCCAUUUAACAAAACUGGACCUCUCCCACUGCAACAGCCUCACUGACCACUCCAUCAACCUGCUGACUGCAGUCGGCUCAUCCACCCGGAACACACUGACAGAACUCAACUUGGGAGGCUGCAGUAAACUGACGGACACAUGCUUGAAGUAUCUCCGCCGCCUCUCCUGCAUCUCGCUGCUCGACCUACGAGGCUGCAAAGGUGUCAGCAGAAAGGCCUGUGAGACCUUCAUCUCCGAGCUAUCAGUCAACACACUCUACUGCUUAUCAGAUGAAAAACUGAUCCAGAGGAUAUCCUAGUCGCCUGCGUUCUCUCCCUGCAGGAGUGAUUUGAGAUGCAAAAAGUGGAGGGCGUGGAUGCUGACAUGAUUAACAGAGGCAAAGGAAGCUGU